This is a messenger RNA of Pollicipes pollicipes, 2167 nucleotides long. Its product is annotated as homeobox protein extradenticle. The transcript has 9 exons. Gene Ontology annotation, cellular component: nucleus. The coding region runs from base 213 to 1298 and encodes 361 amino acids. NCBI's taxonomy places the organism in Eukaryota, Metazoa, Arthropoda, Thecostraca, Pollicipedomorpha, Pollicipedidae. Gene Ontology annotation, molecular function: DNA-binding transcription factor activity, RNA polymerase II-specific; DNA binding. Gene Ontology annotation, biological process: regulation of DNA-templated transcription. The record is from RefSeq and is a predicted model, not a curated record.
CAAAGAACGCCAUUGGUUGGAGAACUCGGCUCGGAGGCCGUAAAUGAGUGUGGGACGGCGGAUUUUAUGGUUAUCAUACCAUUGACGUCUUGUAUUUGAAUGAGUUAUUAUUUUCAUCUGUGACUUACGGUCAGACAUCAAGAACCACGUGAGAGCACGAGGUGGCUGUGAUAGCGAUAGUGUGGUGUGGGCUUGUGUGAGUGCUUCAAGUUAUGGAGAGUCAGCAGUAUGGCAUGGGCUAUGGAAUGCAGCCCCAAGUGGAUCCGAAUGGACAAAAUCAUACCGAAGGUGAACCAAGGAAACAGGAUAUCAACGAGAUACUGCAGCAAAUCAUGACCAUCACCGAACAGAGCUUGGACGAAGCUCAGGCCAGUACGGAAUUUUCGAGGAAGCACACGUUGAACAGCCAUCGAAUGAAAAACGCCCUUUUCUCAGUCCUUAUGGAGAUAAAAGAGAAAACAGUGAUCAACCUGCGGAACACGCAGGAGGAGGAGCCGCCCGACCCGCAGCUGAUGCGGCUCGACAACAUGCUGAUCGCCGAGGGCGUGGCCGGCCCGGAGAAGGGCGGCGGCGCGCAGGCGGCCACCAACGCCAGCGCGGCGGCCGCCGCCGGCGGCGCCUCCCAGGAGGGCACCAUCGAGCACUCCGACUACCGGGCCAAGCUGGCUCAGAUCCGGCAGAUCUACCACCAGGAGCUCGAGAAAUACGAACAGGCGUGCAACGAGUUCACGACGCACGUGAUGAACCUGCUGCGCGAGCAGUCGCGGACGCGGCCCAUCACGCCCAAGGAGAUCGAGCGCAUGGUGCAGAUCAUCCACAAGAAGUUCUCCAGCAUCCAGGUGCAGCUCAAGCAGUCGACGUGCGAGGCGGUGAUGAUCCUGCGCUCGCGCUUCCUCGACGCCAGGCGAAAGCGGAAGAACUUUAGUAACCAGGCUGCCGAGAUCCUCAACGGGUAUUUCUACUCGAAUUUGAACAAUCCGUACCCGUCGGACGAGACCAAAGAGGAAUUGGCGAAGCAGUGCAGCAUAACGGUGUCGCAGGUGUCGAAUUGGUUUGGCAACAAAAGGAUCAGAUAUAAGAAGAACAUCACCAAAGCCCAAGAGGAGGCCAACUUGUACGCAGCGAAGAAGGCGGCAAACUCAGGCUCGUCCCCUUACAGCGUUGGAGCCGGCACGCCCGGCCCCAUGAUGUCGCCACCCCCUGCCGACAUGGGCUACAACAUGUCCAUGAACGGCGCCCAGUACAACAGUCAGAGCCAGAGCAGCUAUUCCGACUCGCAACCGGGACUAGGGUACUAACGAGGCCGUGUUUUGUGAGAGCUGGCGUGGAGUGCGUGUGAUCGUUGGCGAGCGAACGCCGGCGGUCGGCUGCGCCCUGAUAUUAUGACGCGGGCCGGAGAGGCGACCUGCCUGUCCACCGGACGGCAGCCCGGCACGGGUCCCGUCCACUGGACGGUGGUCUGGCACGGGCCCGUCUACCGGGCGGCAGCCCGGCACGGGUCCUGUCCACUGGACGGUGGUCCCACACGCGUCCAGAUGACCCGGCCGCGACCUGACCUGACACGCAUGCCGUCCACCGGGCUGCGGCUCUGCAUGUGACCUGCUCGUCGGACGGGGACGCGCUCCGGCAGAACGGCAGUCACCCAAAUCGCGUCCCGCCCACUGGGCGCCGCCAGUGGGCGCGCUGACACGGCGGGCCGGGCGACUACUGGUGCGAGAAUCUCGCCUCGAGCGGCGGUGGGGCGGCCGAGCCGGCGCCGGGGUGUAAAUAGGGGUCGGAGCGCGCCGACCGGCGGCGUCGCCCCGCCGACCGCAGCGCCCUCUUCAUUUGCACCGACGACGCGUCAGCGACGGCCCGUUCGUUUCCUCACAGCAGCCGGCUGGAUGUUUGCGAUGUUCUCACGCACGGAUAUUAAGUUUUGGGCAUCCUGCGCGUGCAUUGGACGGGGCGGAACGCGACGCUAGAAACAGAUUGCGCCGGGCGCUGGCAACGCGGCGGGGCUACGCGCCGCGGCCGCGAGGUUUUUGUUCAAAUUGUGAUUUCUGGGGGGCGCGGACGCUGUUACGUUCUCGGCCCCAGCCCCGUUUUGUAUGGUGUAUACUCAAUAUGUACUGUAUUGUACGUGCCCUAAUAAAUGUGUCCACGUUUUGUACAAACGUACAUAGAA